GCCUAUGUCGACACCAACCUCCUCGGUACUGGCAAGAUAUCCAAGGCCGCAAUUAUUGGCCAGCAAGGAGGUGUUUGGGCGUCGUCGCCGGGAUACACGCUCUCCGCGCAAGAGCAGAAGGAUAUUGUGAACGCGUUUGCCAACCCCGGCGCUGCCCAAGCGAGUGGUAUUCGUCUCGCGGGGCAGAAGUUCUUCACUCUCCAGGCGAAUGACCGUAGUUUGUACGGGAAGAAGCAGGCGGACGGCUGUGUGCUCGUCAAGACGAAGCAGGCCGUCCUCGUCACAGAAUACGCCAACCCCGUCCAAGCACCCGAGGCGACACCGGUCGUCGAGAACCUGGCGGACUACCUCAUCAGCGUCGGAUACUAG
Messenger RNA from Rhodofomes roseus, 369 nucleotides. Its product is annotated as profilin. Gene Ontology annotation, cellular component: cell cortex. The record is from RefSeq and is a predicted model, not a curated record. The transcript is spliced from 3 exons. Lineage: Eukaryota; Fungi; Basidiomycota; Agaricomycetes; Polyporales; Fomitopsidaceae. Gene Ontology annotation, molecular function: actin monomer binding. The annotation marks the transcript as partial.